CUCUCAUUAUCACCGCCCUUAUUGCUUGACAAGCCUUGUUGACCUUUUUUUUUCGGUUUUUACAUUCAGUCUUUUCAUUCGCACGAUUCAUUCUUUACACAUUCCAUCAACCAAGCGCUUUCCUGCCUGUUUAAAAUUUUUGUACCUUAAUUAAAUUUUUUGAAACAUUUAAUUAAACAAACGACAUAUAGGACAGUUAAACUAGUCUUCCAGUUGCCCUGAAAUCCCCCUUCCUUUAACGAUGACCUUUUUUGCUCCAUUAAGAAUGCCGGUCAAACGCCGAGUACAGACAGCGGCGGUCCUGUUUUGGUUUUCAGCCGUCGUUUUCUCGUCAUUACUGUUCUUUUACCUCUGUACAAUCAAAUAUCUGUGGCCAUUAAUCAUCAUCUACCUCCUAUGGGUCCUCAUGCUGGACAGAGCUCCCGAAAGAGGGGGACGUAGAAUCGAAUGGUGGUGUAAAAGGCGGAUCUGGAUCCAUUUCGCUCAGUACUUUCCCAUGACACUUAUCAAAGAAGGGGAAUUGGACCCCUCCAAGAACUAUAUCUUUGGAUAUCAUCCACAUGGUAUUCUUUCUAUGGGCGCAUUUUGCACAUUUGGAACGGAUGGAUUGAACUUUUCAAAGCGAUUUCCGGGGAUUCAUCCACGACUGUUAACCCUUCAAGUUAAUUUUCAGAUUCCAUUCUAUCGUGAUUACCUUAUGGCGCAUGGCUGUGCAAGCGUAUCGAAGGCAUCAUGCGAGCAUGUGCUAAACUCAGGCCCAGGUAACUCCAUUGCCAUUGUGAUUGGAGGAGCCCAAGAAAGCUUGGCAUGUAAGCCAGGCACACUCGACUUGACACUCAAGAAACGUCUGGGCUUUAUCAAACUGGCCCUCGUGAAUGGUGCUAGUUUGGUACCGACAGUAGCCUUUGGAGAAAACGAUCUCUACGAGGUCUUCAGUGCCAAGGACGACAGCAAGACAUAUCAAGUGCAGCAGCUUGUUAAACGCUUAUGCGGAUUUACAUUACCCAUGUUCAAUGGAAGAGGCAUUUUUCAAUAUGCAGUCGGGAUAUUGCCUCGCCGGAAACCAGUGUAUAUCGUGGUUGGGAAACCCAUUCAUGUACAAAAAGUUGAAGGUAGUCCAUCGACAGAACAGUUGCAAGAACUUCAGAAAAAGUACAUCGAUGAGGUUUUAUCCAUUUGGGACCGUUACAAGGAUAGAUAUGCUGCUGGACGUAAACAGGAGCUCAGAAUCAUCUCAUAAUCACCAUCAUCAUCAUAAUAGUAAUAAACAUCAUCCAUAAUCUUUUUUCAUGC
Messenger RNA from Lobosporangium transversale, 1293 nucleotides. RefSeq names its product diacylglycerol-acyltransferase. Gene Ontology annotation, molecular function: diacylglycerol O-acyltransferase activity. Bases 242 to 1240 code for a protein of 332 amino acids. The transcript has 4 exons. The record is from RefSeq and is a predicted model, not a curated record. NCBI's taxonomy places the organism in Eukaryota, Fungi, Mortierellomycota, Mortierellomycetes, Mortierellales, Mortierellaceae. Gene Ontology annotation, biological process: triglyceride biosynthetic process. Gene Ontology annotation, cellular component: endoplasmic reticulum membrane.